Messenger RNA from Harmonia axyridis, 970 nucleotides. RefSeq lists its product as uncharacterized. Bases 35 to 484 code for a protein of 149 amino acids. Lineage: Eukaryota; Metazoa; Arthropoda; Insecta; Coleoptera; Coccinellidae. The transcript is spliced from 2 exons. The record is from RefSeq and is a predicted model, not a curated record.
AUAUAUUUGUUGAAUCUUCUUUGUGCUUGAGACAAUGUCGUUUAAUAACCAGAGUUCCGACAUGAUCCCAAUACAAGUUGAAUAUGCAGAAUAUAAACGGAAGAAAGAAUAUUUGAAGAGAAUAGUGAGACUCACGACAUCAAAGAUGCAGGAUGACGAAAGUGAUGUGGAGAGCGGCUCAAUGAGCUACAGAAUCCAUUACAAAAUCUACAUAGAGGCUCUGGAGCAAUUAUUAGGCAAGGAAGUAGUUGAGAGAAAAAUAAAAGAUAAGGAGGAAAGAGAAAAGAGAGAGAAAGAACAAAAGAAAAUUGAAGAAAGAACCUGGACCGAAAAGUUAGCAAUUUUCAAAGCUAUGAACAGAGCUUCUUGCUAUAAGCAACUCUUGGAUCAAGUAAUUAUCGGACAAGAAAGUAUAAAAGAUGCAAAUUUGUUAAUGGCGAACCUCUGUAGCCAGGACAAACAAAGAAAUACACAUAGACAUUAAGAAUUCACUCCUACUGUACCAAAAAGGGCUUUGUAAACUGAUGGUUGUUAAAAUAUGAAUAGAUAGAACCAAAUAUGUUGAAUCAAAAAAUAUACCAAAGAAAUAUUAAAAACAAUUUCUCAUUCUGGAGUUUUAGCAUUUAUUUUCAAUACUCCAUUAAAUUUAUCAGAAAAAAUUAUAGGGUUCUAAUUCAAAUUAUUAUCUGAGAUGAUCUGAAAAUAUGUAAAUAUAUUGUAUAUAGUUCUGUAUUAAAAUAAAAAAAUAUAAAAAAUAAAGCUUUUUAAAUUAUUCGAAAUGAACUCAACUGGUAAGAUUGCGGACUAACAGGUCAUUAAAAAUAAAGAAAAUCUUCCCUUUGAAUCAUUCAAUUUUCAUUUUGUGAAAUUCAAUCGGAUGUGAUUAGUGGAAUUCUUAUCUUAUCUAUAUGAGAAAAGUUACAAAAUUAUAAUAGAAUUUUCAUCCCCAUUAAUGAAGGCAAUGAAUAUC